Molecule: messenger RNA, 1008 nt
Organism: Aspergillus chevalieri
Lineage: Eukaryota; Fungi; Ascomycota; Eurotiomycetes; Eurotiales; Aspergillaceae
Exons: 5
Coding region: 1-1008 (335 amino acids)
Source: RefSeq, a predicted model, not a curated record
AUGCGAUACCCCACGACAAUGCCUCCGAAACGAAAGCGCGCCACCGACGAAGCCAGCCAGGCCGGCGACGAUCACCAAACCAGCACCAACACCAACAACAGCAAAAGCAAGAAGGGCAAGAAAACCAACACGCGCGACAACAACGAUCCCGCACAAAUCCCUCCUAAGCGAAAGCGCGCCAGCCAUGACGCCAACCAGGAUGAUGACGAGGAUGACAACAAUGAUACCGGCGCUGGUACCAGCACCAUCAAUAAUAGAACCAAGACUGAAAAGAAAACCAUCAGCACGCGCAAUAAUAAAAGAUACGCCUACUUAAAGCCCCAAGUCCGAAAUAUUCCCGAGCAUACCAUCAAGUCGAAAUGGGCGACCCUCCCCGAACCCGUGCAGGAUAAAGUACGCGACAUGUUCCGCGCUCUCGAGCGCCCGGUUAUUGUACGGCACCAGAAUGAGCGCAAACGAAUUGAGGCACAGGCUGCAGUUCAGGCUGUUGUGAGAAAUCUUGGGAAGCGACUUCCUAGGAUGCCGUUUCCGCCUGCUACGAAGGAAUCUAGUUUCGAAUAUGAAGCGGCUCUUGAUGAGCAUCGUUCCCUUGAAGCCAAUUUGGCUACCGUGACGGAUAGCAUCGGACUGCUAAAAGCGGAGAUCGAGAAGGAAGAGGCGCUACUUGUCAAGGAAACAAAACAAUUACAUGAUAUGGAGAAAAAUGCCAAGCGAUCUGAGUCGGAAAGAAAGAGACAGAUGAAGAAUGAACAUCCUGUGCUCCGGCGCCUUGACAAACUGCCUGAGACCCAGGGCUCGAAGCCCGCCGAAUUCACCCUCGCAGAUUCGAAAGAUAGCGAGGCCACUUUUUCUGAGCUGGAAUCCGACCCAGAAGUCCAAGGUUUACUGAAGCAGCUGACGGGUCAUCUGCAAUCCAUGCAGACAAACACAGCCCCUCUUACCGGUCUCAAGGAUGCAGUCAAACGAUCACAAACAGCACUGAGUCUGCUCCCAGUGCCGGAAGACUGA